Ilex paraguariensis (yerba mate) is the source of this 216-nucleotide messenger RNA. Lineage: Eukaryota; Viridiplantae; Streptophyta; Magnoliopsida; Aquifoliales; Aquifoliaceae. The record is from the annotation of a GenBank genome assembly.
AGUUUUAAAAUCAACCAAAAGGAGAAGAAAGAAAAUUGGAGAAAAAAAAAGAGCAGGGAUCGUACAGUUUGGAACUAUGCAAGGAAGAAACUGAAGAUUUUCUUCGUUGUCAAGACGGGUUCGCUUCCAGCCAGCGUCGCAUUCACAUACGAAGUUAAACGGAGACCCAAUUGCUGUCUUGCAAGUUCCUUUCCCACACUCCACUUCAUUGCAUAG